Molecule: messenger RNA, 2088 nt
Organism: Debaryomyces fabryi
Lineage: Eukaryota; Fungi; Ascomycota; Pichiomycetes; Serinales; Debaryomycetaceae
Product: fungal specific transcription factor domain-containing protein
Exons: 1
Coding region: 1-2088 (695 amino acids)
Biological process (GO): DNA-templated transcription; positive regulation of transcription from RNA polymerase II promoter by galactose
Cellular component (GO): nucleus
Molecular function (GO): RNA polymerase II cis-regulatory region sequence-specific DNA binding; DNA-binding transcription factor activity, RNA polymerase II-specific; zinc ion binding
Source: RefSeq, a predicted model, not a curated record
AUGUGCACUACAACUGCACCAAGGAAGAAGAGAACCUACUAUUCAAUGAGCGAUACUUCAAGGUAUCAGUUGAAAUGCUUGAUAUGCAUUGCCAAAGCAAUUUUUCCUGACAAGAAUCCAAAUGAUCUAAACGAUUUGUUCGAUAUUGCCGAAUGUUUAAAUAUUGAAUUACCAGAAGGCAAUAAAGGAUUUGAUGAUAAUGGAAGGCAUGAUGUGGAAAGUUUUACAGACGUUUCAAGGUUACAGGAUGGCGAAAUGGACGAAAGUAUUGAUCAUACAAAUCAAGUACACAACAAAACAAGCUCUUUGGUUCUGAAGCCGGUUACCACAGAUCGAAAUGAAAAUGCUUCCUCUUAUGGAUUAGAAGGAACACUGGGAUUACUAAAAGCUCUUCUUGGAAUCACUGCGAAGGUACCAGAAAACGCUUAUAAAGAAGACGACGAACUUCUUAACCAGAAACUUGAAAAAGCUUCACCAAUUAAUGUUAAUAUUGAAACAAUUCUGGAAUUGUUUCAGGCUCGGAAUUUUCAUCCGUCAUCUUUAAUAUCGAAAUCUGAUGCUGAUUAUUAUGUGAACUUUUUUUUUGAAAACGUCCAUCCUGGAUAUUUUAUUUUCGAGGAACAAGAGUUUAGGAGGAAACAUGAUUGUUUUUUUAGAGAUAUUGGCUCAUAUAAACCAUGCGAUAGUGUGACAGUCAUUACCAAUGAGCAAAUAUGUUGCAUCUACAUGGUUUGGAUCUUGGGGAAAGAAUUUAGCCUCUCAAUACAAAAAGAUAUUUCGGACAACAUUCUAAAUCUGUGUCUCAGUGUUGUAAGGCUUUUACUAGGCGAUAUUAUCAUACAUCCUUCGCUAGAAGGGAUAAGACUGGUUUAUCUUAUUGCCUUGUACUUUGAAUCACAGAAGAAGAGGGAAACUUCAUGGCAGUUAUUUGAGUUAGCUUCUCAACAAUGUAUUAGCUUGCGAUUUCAUCGGCAAGCUGCCAUUUCGAGUUAUCCUGAGAAUAUUCAAGAUGAGAUUAAAGUUGUCUGGUGGUCAAUUUUUCGAAUUCAAAUGAAUAUCAAUUCUUCAUUGGGUAGAGCUCCGUCAGUCCCAAUUGAAACCAUAGAUAUUGGCUUACCAAGCCUCAUUACGAUAAAAGAUGAAUUGUUUAGAGAUUAUUUUGCGUCCUCAGUCGGCUUAUUCAAAAUAAUGUAUAAAAUUCUAAAUCUAAGAAGGAAUUUAUAUAUUAGCAAUGAACCGCUAAGCAUUGGUAACAUUGAUAGUCUAACCCAAAUCAAGAUGGAAUUAAGUAAAUGGUUUAGUGGAUUGAGCCAAUUGUUGAAAGAAUAUUGGGUAAUGAGGCCGGUAAAAAGGUACCAGUUGAAGUUGCAUCUACAAUAUCAUUAUCUUUGCAUAACAUUAACAUUGCCGUACUUAUUGUACAUAUCAAAAAGUUUGAAAGAGGUAGAGUUAGCAAAUUAUCAGAAUUUGAUCGAAAGCUUAUGUCAAGGGAUUAAAGCAGCAGAAACUAUAUGUGAUGUGAUCUAUUAUUCUGAAAAGAGUGGACAGUUCAACGGAUUGUUACAUUAUGAUAUGUUUUAUGGCUAUAAUGCAAUGAUGGUUUUAAUAUUGACUUAUGUAUUAAUCCACGACCAAACUGGUUCAACUCACCAAUAUCGGUCGAAUUGCACCUACUUCAGAAAAACUUUAAGCGAUUUUGGUAUUGACCGAUCAUCCAAUUUACGGGCCAUUCAUCGAAUGCAUCUUGUGAACGUUAAGCAUUCUAGCCAUGUAGAAGGCUUGAUGAAAGAGGCAUGCGAGAAUAUAAAGUUUAUGAUAAAGCGGUUUGGUCUCCUAAAGGUUUUAAAUACCAAAUAUGGUUCGCCCAGAAAUGAGACUUGCAAUUCUUCUUUAUCUGCUGAUACAGAUGAUGAUGACAAUAAGUUUGUUCCACUUUCUCCCAGCAAUUCUUCUAUUUAUGGACUUAAUUUAUUUGUGAAGGAUACCGAAAAUCAGGAAUGUGACCUUUUCCUGUUCGGCUACAGUGAUUUUGAGUUAUCGUCAAUCAUUUUUAAUGAGAACUUUCGUUCUCACCUGGAACAGGAAUAG